Messenger RNA from Pediculus humanus corporis (human body louse), 618 nucleotides. RefSeq names its product 40S ribosomal protein S5, putative. Bases 1 to 618 code for a protein of 205 amino acids. Lineage: Eukaryota; Metazoa; Arthropoda; Insecta; Psocodea; Pediculidae. The transcript has 2 exons. Gene Ontology annotation, biological process: translation; ribosomal small subunit assembly. The record is from RefSeq and is a predicted model, not a curated record. Gene Ontology annotation, cellular component: ribosome; cytosolic small ribosomal subunit. Gene Ontology annotation, molecular function: mRNA binding; rRNA binding; structural constituent of ribosome.
AUGGAUGUAGUAGAAUCGUCAGUGGCAGCCCAAGCGGCUGAAUUACCAGAAAUUAAAUUAUUCGGAAGAUGGAGUUGCGACGAUGUUCAAGUUUCAGAUAUGUCGCUACAGGAUUACAUCGCGGUUAAAGAAAAAAAUGCUAAAUACUUACCACAUUCAGCUGGACGAUAUGCUGCCAAAAGAUUUCGUAAAGCCCAAUGUCCGAUAGUUGAACGACUUACGAAUUCUUUAAUGAUGCACGGCCGAAACAACGGGAAAAAAUUAAUGGCUGUUCGUAUUGUUAAACAUGCUUUUGAAAUUAUUCAUUUGCUAACUGGAGAAAACCCACUACAAAUUUUAGUAUCGGCAAUCAUUAACUCUGGACCGAGAGAAGAUUCAACUAGAAUAGGAAGGGCCGGAACAGUAAGAAGACAAGCUGUUGAUGUUUCACCCUUGAGAAGAGUAAAUCAAGCUAUUUGGCUCCUUUGCACUGGUGCUAGAGAUGCUGCAUUUAGAAAUAUUAAAACUAUCGCAGAAUGUGUUGCUGAUGAGUUAAUCAAUGCUGCUAGGGGUUCAUCCAACUCAUAUGCUAUCAAGAAGAAGGAUGAAUUGGAACGUGUAGCUAAAUCUAACCGUUAA